AGUUUCUAGCUUGCCAAUUAAGUUAAUGUGGUAACUAAUGUUAACUACUUAAUUUCUUCGUAUGAAUUUUGAAUUUCUUGCUCUUCUAUCAAAAGUAUUCGGCUCCCUCCAUGUGCAUAGAAAAAGCUAACAAAUAUUUGUAUGGUUAACGUGCUAGUUUCCCGGCCAACGCCUUUCUCCCUUCCUUUUUUCUCAUGCUCGUCGUCGCACACAUUUCGUUUGAAAAUGUGUCGUAGUUGACAGAGUUCUGCGUCAAGCGCUUGACAGACACAGCAAUACAAUUUUGUAGAAUUAGGGAUGACAUUCUUUCUUUUUACUGAACACCUUCGUUUUUUCCAUUUGGACAGCUUGUCAAAAGCCAGGUAGAUUAUAAGCGAGACAUUUUCAUAGGGUUUACCUGCUGGGAUCAAAAUGGGUUGCACACUAAGUGCCGAAGAUAAAGCUGCCAUGGAGAGGAGUAAAAAUAUUGAUCGGAAUCUGAGAGAAGCUGGCGAAAAGGCAUCAUGUGAAGUCAAACUGUUGCUUCUAGGUGCUGGGGAGUCUGGGAAAAGCACAAUUGUAAAGCAGAUGAAAAUUAUCCAUGAGGAUGGGUACACACAGGAGGAGUGCAGCCAGUACAGAGUGGUGGUUUACAGCAACACCAUCCAGUCCAUCAUUGCCAUCAUCAGAGCUAUGGGCAGGCUGGGCAUAGACUUUGGGGACACAGCACGAUCAGAUGAUGCCCGCCAGCUUUUUGCCUUGGCCAGCUCUGCAGAGGAAGGGGUCAUGACCCCUGAACUGGCUGGGGUCAUCAAGAGGUUAUGGCAGGACGGAGGGGUCCAGAUCUGCUUUGGCAGGUCUAGAGAGUACCAGCUAAACGACUCCGCCUCAUAUUACCUGAAUGACCUGGACAGGAUAUCCCAGCAGAACUACGUGCCCACGCAGCAGGAUGUCCUGCGCACCAGAGUCAAGACCACCGGCAUUGUGGAGACACACUUCACAUUCAAGGACCUCUACUUCAAGAUGUUUGAUGUGGGGGGUCAGAGGUCUGAGAGGAAGAAGUGGAUCCACUGCUUCGAGGGAGUCACAGCCAUCAUCUUCUGUGUUGCGCUCAGUGACUAUGACCUGGUGUUGGCUGAGGAUGAGGAGAUGAACCGAAUGCACGAGAGCAUGAAGCUGUUUGACUCCAUCUGCAACAACAAGUGGUUCACAGGCACCUCCGUCAUCCUCUUCCUCAACAAGAAGGAUCUGUUUGAGGACAAGAUCCACAAGAGCCCCCUCACUAUCUGCUACCCAGAGUACUCCGGUUCAAACGAAUUCAAAGAGGCGUCAACCUACAUUCAGUGUCAGUUUGAGGACUUGAACAAGCGGAAGGAUACAAAGGAGAUCUACACCCAUUUCACUUGUGCUACUGACACUAAGAACGUGCAGUUUGUCUUUGAUUCUGUCACUGACGUCAUCAUAAAAGCCAACCUGAAGGAGGUUGGCUUGUACUGAGACUCCUGCAACAUCAUCUGUCUUGUCAUCAUAGGGGCUGGUGUGUUGGAAUCACACAUUUACAGGUAUAAAUCAAUCAUUGCCUUUUUGACAGUUAGACCAUAUACAGGAUGGGUUUUUAGACCAUAAACUGUUGCCAUAAUGUAUGAUGAAUCCUUGGAUAUUUCAAAACAAGAUUACAUAGAGCACUUAUGUGGUUUUGGUUUUCUAUCUUUUUGCUGUUAUGGAUUCCUUAGCUAUGGACUGAUUUUUAAAGUGGAAUAGAAGUUGUGAGUGUUGGAUUUGCCAAAUGUUUUUGACUGUUACUGCCAAAUUUCUGUAAAAUGUCUUUAAAACAUUCUGCACUUUUUAGGCUUUCAGCAUUCACUGUAAAGGGUUCAAAUGUAUUAAUUACAUUGUAAAUGUUGAAUAAGGGAUCACAACUAUUAUGCAUUUUCUGAGUUUUGAUAACUUAUCUUUAUAACUGUAUGUACUGAGGGUACAAAACAUUAGGAGCACCUUCCUAAUAUUGAGUUGCACCCCCUUUUGCCCUCGGAAUAGCCUCAAUUUGUUGAGGUAUGGACU
This is a messenger RNA of Salvelinus namaycush (lake trout), 2040 nucleotides long. Its product is annotated as guanine nucleotide-binding protein G(i) subunit alpha-like. NCBI's taxonomy places the organism in Eukaryota, Metazoa, Chordata, Actinopteri, Salmoniformes, Salmonidae. Bases 412 to 1476 code for a protein of 354 amino acids. Gene Ontology annotation, cellular component: heterotrimeric G-protein complex. The transcript is spliced from 8 exons. Gene Ontology annotation, molecular function: G-protein beta/gamma-subunit complex binding; GTP binding; G protein-coupled receptor binding. The record is from RefSeq and is a predicted model, not a curated record. Gene Ontology annotation, biological process: adenylate cyclase-modulating G protein-coupled receptor signaling pathway.